AGUUCAUGCAUAAGGAUACCUUAAAAAUUUUGUUGGCAAAAUGGAGGAGUCCAAAAUAUAUUACACUCUAGGAAAGAGGUUGACAAAAUCAAGCAAAGGGUGAUUGUGUGACCCACACAACUGGAUGCCUUUCUAUUGGGAUCCAUGAGGCUCGACUGGCGGCUAAAAGAGGAGGAGUUAGGCCGACACCUUUAGAGUCGUACUUGUUAACUCACACGACUCACCGACCUGAUGCUCCAGAAGAUGCCCCACCUGCUUGGAUAUGUCCAUAGGCUGAGCAGACAUAUAACGAUGCUCACCAAAAAUAUGUGGAGAAGCAUGGGCCAAAUAAGGAUUCAUGGCCAGAAUGGGAUCCACUUAUCUGGAAGGAGGUGGUUGGACCUCCUAAAAAGGGUCAGAUGAGAGGGAUGUCUACAUUACAAGAUCCAACAGAACAUGGCAUCCCUUGGCGACGAUAUGACAUGAGUGACGCCUCCUCUUCUACCACCAGGAUUUUUACGACACAGGUUCAGUAGUUGCAGUCUGAGUUUACUCAAGUUUGAGAAGAAAUGGCUGAGCAAGUUCAGAUAGAGGUAGCCGCAUGUAUUCAUGCAGAGGUAUCACAGAGAAUAUCAGAGAUGGAGGCCAGCUUUGAGAGGAGAUUCCAAGAGCACAUGCGCUUACUUAGCCAGCAAUAUUCUAUGACACAACCCUAGACUGGUUAUCCUUCUUCUGCACCGCCCCAGACUACUGAUCCUUCUUUUGAAGGAUUUAGACCUGAUCACUUACCACCUCAUAGUUAGAGAUAUUGAUAUUUGAAACUUAUAUUAUAUAUGUUUAUAUAUAUGUACUACAUAUGUAGAUAUAUGGUAUGUAGGAUGAGAAGUUAAUAUAUAUUUUAUUAACUU
Rubroshorea leprosula is the source of this 887-nucleotide messenger RNA. The record is from the annotation of a GenBank genome assembly. NCBI's taxonomy places the organism in Eukaryota, Viridiplantae, Streptophyta, Magnoliopsida, Malvales, Dipterocarpaceae.